AUCGUCCCACCCAUCCUCCACCACAUCGCGAUCGGGAUGAAGACCGCCCCACCAAAACAGUGGGAACAGGCCGCCAACGCCUGUGUCGUGAUCCAUCCGCACUGGACGCGGAUGUACUGGGACGACGCGGCCGCUGAGAAGUUCAUCAAAGCUGAGCAUGCGUGGUUCUGGGAGACGUGGACGAAUUAUAGGUUUAAUAUACAGAAAGCGGAUUCGUUGCGGUAUUUGGUGCUGUAUACGUAUGGAGGGACGUAUCUGGAUAUGGAUUUAAUGUGUAGGCGGUCGUUGGAUCCUUUGAGGAAAGUCCAAUUCCUAGCCAACGCCGCCCACCCCGUCGGCGUCUCCAACGGCUUUAUCAUGGUGCCCCGCCACUCCCCCUUUAUUUCCACCCUCGUCACCAACCUUCCCACCUUCAACCACUACUUCCUCUCCCCCUACGCCAGCGUUAUGUUCAGCACCGGCUGCAUGUACAUCUCGGCCUUACACAACAUCUUCCCCGAACGAGAGACAUUGAAAGUUUUGGGCGGGCAACAGAAUAGGUUGAGCGGGAAGGUCGAGACGCCGCUUUUCCGGCAUUUGGGAGCGAGUUCGUGGCAUCAGGGGGAUGCGAAGCUGUUUGGGAAGCUGGGGAGGUGGAUCAAGAAGGUGCCGAUUUUU
Fimicolochytrium jonesii is the source of this 657-nucleotide messenger RNA. Its product is annotated as nucleotide-diphospho-sugar transferase. The transcript has 2 exons. The record is from RefSeq and is a predicted model, not a curated record. NCBI's taxonomy places the organism in Eukaryota, Fungi, Chytridiomycota, Chytridiomycetes, Spizellomycetales, Powellomycetaceae. Gene Ontology annotation, biological process: mannosyl-inositol phosphorylceramide biosynthetic process. Gene Ontology annotation, molecular function: mannosyltransferase activity. The annotation marks the transcript as partial.